CCCAGGCUUUAUCAAGAGCUGGAGGGACCAACCGCCAGCUCUCUCUGGGGACAAGCUGCCAUGGAACUGAGGUGUGGGAUGAGGACCACCAAGUGCCAGCUGCUGGUGACCAGCCUCUGUGUCAUGCUGCUGGGGCUCUCCAUUGCCACGCUGAGCACAGUCACCCACUAUGGGCUCCGUUUCACCCUCAUUAGCAAUGUCUCCCUGGACAGCAACACCUACAAGGUCAUCCACCACACAGCUUUCUACUUCGGGAUCUGCCUGAGCAUGACCCUGAUCCUGGCAGCCCUGCUGAGCUCUGCCGCCACGGUGCGGGAAUCGCAGUGCCUCACUGCCAUGGGAUUUUUCUGUUUUGCUCUGGCCUUUUGUGGAUUGAUCCCAGCUGCCUGCUGGAGAUACACACACAGCACGGAGGUGGAAGACAGUAUGAUGGAUGUGUAUGAUUUUGUGUACGAAGAGGUGAGGAGGAACACCUCCAGCUUCAGGAGGCACGAGCUGACUGCCAUCCAUGAAGCAUUCCUUUGCUGUGGGAAGCACUCUCCUUUUGGGGACACAACUGAUAUUGAGAACAAGACAUGCCCACCCAACCAAGUGCAUGAUGAAGGACAGGACUGCCUGCGAGAGAUCCAGGACUUUCUGAAGAAGCACAUGGACUUUGUCUUCUCGCUCCUGGGCGUCGCCAUUGGCUUCACGGUUUAUGGGAUGUUCCUAACUUCAUUCCUCUGGUUCUCCAUCCACUUCAGCAGCAACCUGUACCGGAAAGGCAAAUACAUCCUGCGAGAGAGGUAGAAACCUGAUGCCUGGGCAUCCCUACCAGGCAGAGCCAGCUCUUGGCACAGGAAGAUGUCUGAAGUCACCCACAAAAUGCCCUGGGAAGGUAUUGCGUGGGGUCAGGUGGUGGGAUAUGUGUCAUACAUUUCCCUGUCCUGCACUACAACUGG
This is a messenger RNA of Pyrgilauda ruficollis (rufous-necked snowfinch), 941 nucleotides long. RefSeq names its product tetraspanin 32 (gene TSPAN32). The coding region runs from base 61 to 789 and encodes 242 amino acids. The transcript has 8 exons. Gene Ontology annotation, cellular component: membrane. The record is from RefSeq and is a predicted model, not a curated record. NCBI's taxonomy places the organism in Eukaryota, Metazoa, Chordata, Aves, Passeriformes, Passeridae.